UCUACCGGAGCUAUAAAGCCUGGUCCUCUUUUGAAAGCGCAUCAUGACCAGAGCCCUGCUAAAACACAAGGACUACUCGUACAGUUUAUAGUAGAACGAUUUACAUUUUCUUCAUGGCAGACAGGUGUAGGGCUGAACGAUUUUGGUGGAAGCUUGCCGAGUCCGGAUCGCUUGUAACUCACUUUAUUUGGUAAAGGUUUGAUCUAGUCUCUAUAAAGCAAAAGGAGAGGAAUUGUAUAAUGCACGCGUGGAGAUACGCUUAGCUGGGCAUCCGUGGAUGCCAUGCCUGGAGCGUUCUGGCCCCCUGGGCUAUGUGUUGUGACUUUAAUACUGGGCAUGCGUGGACUCAGUUAUGUGCUCUGAUUGGCUAAGCAUGGUGCUGUACUCGUGUGACUAUGUGCGGGAAUUACACUUGCUUUUGUGGCAUUGAGAGUCUAGGCCGCUUGUACCUCUAGAAUUGAUACAUGAGUAAGGAGCCUCUAGUCGCCAAGGACAUAUGUGGCCUGUUGAAUGUGUGAAUUAUGUCACAUAUAACACGCUCUUUCCUUCAACCCUUUGUGUUGAGAUGAAUUUAAUUACAUCUUGAUUUAACGAUUGAAUUGUACAAUGAAAAUAAAUACGAAUCUAAACGUUCUCCAGUCAGUACAGUAAAGGUAAAAAAAUUAUAAAAUGAAAAAAAUAACUUUAAAGAAAUUAUUUAAAUCGCAGUCUUCGCGAUUUGCAUAUCUCGUUCCAUUACACCCUGAUUUUGGUUUGAAUUCGAUUAUUCCAUCAGCCUUAGUUAAGUCCCGGUUGUGAUAGGUGGAAACAGGAAGGUCCAAGUGUUCAGGGGGCACUAUUAGUUGUUACCUUUGUAGUAAUUGGAAGAAGUUGUAAUAAUAAUCAUGAUUCAAAAUGAACAAUUGAUAAUGAUUUGUAUUGGAGAAGCAGCCUACCUCACAACAAAUGCCUAAUAUAAUUGGAAGAUGUGCCCAUUUCCUGCCCUUUGAAUGGUCUAGGAUGUAAUGUAUUCUUCAUCAUCGUCAUCAGGCCUAAAGCACCAGGCGGUUGGAGAUUCCCUUCAUUUUACACCACCCAUAGAUCUUAGGCAGCAUAGAUUCUAGGCUAACUGUUAAAUUCGACCUGUUUUAAAAAAGCCUGAUGCUCUUUUGCAAAACAGGACCAGAGCCCUGGUGAAACACAAGUCAAACUUGGGAGUUGCAUUUCGAAGAUGGACACAGUCAAGAGCCCAGAAGGGUUUCAAGACAGAUGCCACAUGAGCUUGUUUAUCCUUCUUUUAGUCUUUUAACAUUCAACAGACGGGAGUACAAUCUGCGUGCAAAAGACUGCGAUGACUUUGGAGACCGCAGCACACAGCGCGGCGCCACCUCAGAUGGUCUGCAUGUGGACGCCCCUGGCUCCUCCCACAUGUCCAGUCACAGCGAGGACCUGAGGAUCCUGAGCGUCUAUGGAAAAGGGGAGGGCCCACUGGCGCUGGAUGGCCAUGAUGCACUCUUCAGCAAGGACUGGCCCGGUGGGUUGCCUGGCGAGUGUUUUCCCGACAAAACCAAUAUGGUCAUCCACAUGCGUACCCACACCGGCGAGAAGCCGUACGGGUGCGACCAAUGCAAGAAGUUCUUCCAACACAAAGGCAGCCUGAAGACCCACAUGAGAACUCACUCUGGGGAGAAGCCCUACAGGUGUGAUCAAUGCAUGAAGUGCUUCUGUAAGAGCUCUCACCUGAAGGUCCACAUGAGGACUCACUCCGGGGAGAAGCCCUACAGGUGUGACCAAUGCGUGAAGUGCUUCAGUCAGAGCUACAUCCUGAAGAGACACAUGAGGACUCACUCCGGGGAGAAGCCUUAUAGGUGUGACCAAUGUGUGAAGUGUUUCAGUCAGAGCUCCACUCUGAAGAGCCACAUGAGGACUCACUCCGGGGAGAAGCCCUACAGGUGUAACCAAUGUGUGAAGUGUUUCAGUCAGAGCUCCACUCUGAAGAGCCACAUGAGGACUCACUCUGGGGAGAAGCCCUACAGGUGUUAUCAAUGCGUGACGCGCUUCCAUAGGAAAUAUAACCUGAAGAAGCACAUGAGGACUCACUCUGGGGAGAAGCCCUACAGGCGUGAUCAAUGCAUGAAGUGCUUCAAUAAGAGCUCCAAAGUGAAGGUCCACAUGAGGACUCGCUCCAGGGAGAAGCCCUGAAGGUGCAACGCCAGCUUCAGCGAUCCACUCAAAGAGACAAUGGGGUGCUUUGACACAGGGCAACGGGACGCUUUGAUUGACACCUCUAUCCUGUAUAUGUUGAAUUGACUGCUGUAGGUUUUUUAUUGCUUUUUUAAAGACGCUUCCAACUCAUCAAACACCUUCUGUUUUUAUUGUUGUAAAUAAAUGAUGCCUGUCUGAAGAAUCCAAAAAAAUUUGGAGACCUCGGACAAUCUAAUAUUUGAUUUAAAUGUAGAGCAGGGUCAUGGGAAUUUGUUUCAGUUAGAGCUUCAAACCUGAAGAUCCACAGGAGGAGUCACUCCACGGAGAAGCCCUACAGGUGUGGCCAAUGUAAGAGCUUCAGUACGAGCUCUAACCUGAAGAGCCACAUGGAGACUCACUCCGGGGAGAAGCCUUACAGUUGUGACUAUUGCCUGAACUGCUUCAGUGAAAGCUCCGCCCUGAAGGUCCACAUGAGGACUCACUCCAGGGAGAAGCCCUACAGUUGUAACCAAUGCAUCAAGUGCUUCGGACCGAGCUCUCACCUGAAGGUCCACAUGUGGCCUCACUUGGGGGAGAAGCCCUACAGGUGUUACCAAUGUUUGAAUUGCUUCAGUUAUAGCUCCCACCUGAAGGUCCAAAUGAGGACUCACUCCGGGGUGAAGCCAUACAGGUGUGAUCAAUGCACGAAGUGCUUCGGACAGAGAUCUAAUCUAAAGAGCCACAUGAUUACUCACUCCGGGGAGAAGCCCUGGAGGUGCAUCGCGAGCUUCAGCGAACCAAACCAAGCAGCAAUGGGGUGCUUUUACACAGGGCAACGGGACGCUUUGAUUGACACCUCUAUCCUGUAUUUGUUGAAAUGACUGCUGUUGGUUUUUUGCUUGCUUAGCUUUUUUUAACUUUGCCUUUAUUUUCUAUUUUAAUACUAAAAUGCCUUUUUAACUUUCCAUUUUACCCAUUUCUUUGCAUAUGUUUUCUUUUACUUAUCUCUUAUUUUAUUCUGCCUUGUGUAUAAAAAGUGCUUUAUAAAUAAAGUUGCCUUGCCUUGCCUUGCUUUAUAAGAGACGUUUUUCAACUUUUCAAUCACCUUCUGUUUUUACUGUCUUAAAUAAUGUACGUCUGUGUGAUGAAUCACUUAUUUUUUGGACACUGAGGACAUCCAAAUAUUUGUUUUAAAUGUAGAGCAUGAUCAUGGGAAGAUACAGGCAGCCAAGUUACAAAGCAUACUUUCAAUGAGACACUGGGUGUACAUGAUACUUAUAGGCAAUGUCCCAUCGUGGGUUAAUACACAGGAAACCAGGCAGGGAGAUUGACCCUCGUGGAGAUUUUAGGAUUGCCCAUAGGAGAGACCAAGUUCAAUUUAAGUACACUGGGUGAAGUGGACUUGGCUGCAAGACAGUUAAAGGAAUCUACA
Messenger RNA from Gadus morhua (Atlantic cod), 3595 nucleotides. Its product is annotated as zinc finger protein 239. Gene Ontology annotation, biological process: regulation of transcription by RNA polymerase II. The transcript has 2 exons. The record is from RefSeq and is a predicted model, not a curated record. Gene Ontology annotation, molecular function: DNA-binding transcription factor activity, RNA polymerase II-specific. Lineage: Eukaryota; Metazoa; Chordata; Actinopteri; Gadiformes; Gadidae. The coding region runs from base 1249 to 2181 and encodes 310 amino acids. Gene Ontology annotation, cellular component: nucleus.